AGCAAAGGGAAGGUGGAAUCACGAGUGAGCUGCGGGAAAGUAUAAAAAGUGCUCUAACCUGAAGGAAAGAAUGAAAUAUUUGCUUUAUAUGCAAAUUAUGUCUGCACAGGUCUUACUUUCAGGUGCAUUUGAAGUUGCUGUGUCAAAGACCACAUUGGUAGGAAUCCACAAACAAAGUAUUGUCCUUGGAUGCCAUUUUACUGUUGAUAGUGAUUUGCCAUUGGACCAUAUAAUCAUCACCUGGCAACGUGCCAAGAACCGUGACGUGGUGCACAGUUAUUAUUACGGCAAAGACCAACUCAGUCUACAGAGUGAGCAGUAUUUGGGCAGAACAAGUCUAUUUCCAGAGGAAUUCAAACAUGGCAAUGCUUCAUUGAUGCUAACAGGAAUGAGAGCUGAGGAUGCUGGACAGUAUGUGUGUUUUGUCAGCAAUGUACUGGGAAGUGCCAAAGGGACAAUUUCAUUGAAGUUUGCAGCUUACUACUGGGAUCCACAACUGCUCAUCAAACUUCAGUCAUCCAGUUCGACUUUCAUUCUAGAAUCUCAAGGUUAUCCUGAGCCAUCUGUUUUCUGGUAUUGUGCAGAAGAUAAAAAUGUGUUCCUUCAGCCUGAAAUUUCAUUUGAUAAAAGUGAAGACGGUCUUUACUCAUUCCAAAUUAUUCUUAAAGUUGAUAACGCAAAGUUGAACUGUAACCAUGUGGUUGAAAUUCAGAACUCCCUUGUUAACCAGACUGUUACCAGGAAAUUCAACCUCCUUUUACUCCAACAAGAUAGUCAGCGACAAAACCCCAACAAGAACGUGUGGAUUGCUCUCAGCUCCUGUACAAUACUGAUAUUUGCAGCAAUCAUUGUUAUGGUAUUGCUAAUCUGUAAAAGGAAACAUACUCAACAACAGAAAAUUGAAGAAAAAAGAAAGUGUACACUUAUGAGAGUGAUCCCAUGAAUGGAAUAGUUAACUUUUGUUCCUUCUCGGUGAUAGGCAAGGGCAGUAUCUUAUUAUUUGUGAGAAAGCAGAAGUUCAAGAAGAAAGCCCAUCGUAUGUGGUGAAGGUACUUCCACAGUGCUGUUAGCAACAGAGUUACUGGGUGUUGAGCCAGCAACUAUAAAGAAUCAGUGCUUAUAUGUUGUAAUCAAUGUUGGAAGCGAACUUGGAGGGAAAGCUCUUCCAUUGCAGCUACUUGUUCAUUCAGGUGUUGAAGACACAGCUGAAGAAGCAAUGUUUCUCCUAUAGAUUCUAACCACAGUGCAUCUUCUAGGACUAAGUUUUGAUAACUAAAAACUACACUGUUUCUAAACCCACAAGAUCUGUGCUUAAUCUAUGAAUGACUACAGUUUAUAUCUCUGGAGUUACAUAGAAGUUGUUCUCUGCCUUCCCAUCCCAUGUCCUUCUAAAUCAUGGAUUAAAAUGCAAUAAUGUUUGAAGCUUGUGAGCAGCUAGCAGUAAGAACAUGAUGCAUAAAUAGAUAGCUCUGGUUAACUUAACUUUCAACUGCAGCUUUUCAAUGACUGAAAUUAUUUCAAAUUUGGUCAUUUCCAGCUCACAUAGUGAGGUCAUAAUACAGAUAUAUCAAUCAUAAAACAGCCAGAAUCUUCCAAUUACACAAAGAGAAAACGGAGAUGGACAGGCAAAGACAAAUGAUGUCCUGUAAGGGGUAUGAUGUACAUUGUUGCCAGCAGAAAAAGUUGUUUUCCACCCUAAAGCUACAGGAGGAAGGUUGAGUACAAAAAGUCAAAAAUUGUGGCCCCAUAAGUUCACCAUCCAGCAGUGGUGCAGAUAUCAGGGUCACUGGUGCCUUCUGUGUGGUCUUGCCAGUGUUUGUCAAGUCACCAAGAAGUUAUCUAGUUUGCCUGUGCUGGAGUACCAGUGCUGCUAUAGAUGCACUUUCAAUGCAGCUACAAUAUCUGCCACAGCACGUGAGUAAUCAAGGCCCUCUCUACUGGCCUGUCAGACCUUAGCUAUAAUGCUUGCAGCUAUUCUACUCCACAAAGCCAUGCAGGGAAGGAUAGAACUGGAGCUAAUAUUUACAAGUUUUAAUAUUUUUAAAAGAGAUGCACAUUUUGAACAUAUCUCUAAUCAUGCUACCAUACCAACUAUUUAUAGGUGGACAAGUGAAGCCCCAGUUACAUUAUCCCAGUUACAAGUGAGCUCAGCCUUUUUGUACAAGUAAACACAAUUAAUAUACAACAUUAGCCUCCUUAUUGGGGAUGAUCAAGUUUAAAAAAAACUUAGUUCCACUUUUGGGGAUCCUCUGCGGGGGAUCCACUUAAGCCUAUUUAGGGGCAAGUAUUAUUCACCUCAUCUGAUUUCUCAGCCCUGUGUUGGAAACCAAAAAUAAUAGUGCAGCUGGAAACUUUGUUUUUGGGAGACCCUGGCCCUAGUGUAGCCUUAUUAACAUUUGCUGUAAAAGGAGAAGAUAGCAGAACCUUUCUAUACUUAAAACAGGGUCUCAGUCAUGUUCUAACACAGUGUGAAGCUAGAUGAACACAGCAGGCCAACCAGCAUCAGAGGAGCAAACCUCCUCCUCUGAUGCUGCUUGGCCUGCUGUGUUCAUCCAGCUUCACAGUAUUAUCCCAGAUUCUCUAGCACCUACAGUUCCUACUAUCUCAGUCAUGUUCUCUUUGGUUUUGACACAUUCGUGCAAAAUUGAAGUUGAGCAGAACCUAUGUGGACUUUUAGGGCCCAGGAGUUUAUGAAAUACGCCUUAACUUGUUUUGUAAUUCAAUACUUAAUAAUAAUUUCUUCACAAUAAAUACCGGAUUCUAAUCUAAUGCAUCCUCUAAGUUUGGUUCACGGUCAGAUUGAUCACUUUAUGUAUAUGCCCACAACUUCUAUAUUCAAAUCACUUCAUUGGAGCCAAAUAUCAGACAGGAUGUAAACCCCAAAUGAGGCCCAUUUCAGGUUGGACACAGACAUUUGGACGCUACUGUAAUCUGAUGUGUUUUAAUUUUAAAGUAAUUUAUAUUUUUAAACUAAGUAUGUGGAAUUUUGUAUGUUAAGAGAAUGGAGUAUUUUUAUUCAAACAAACAGUUUUCUAAAUAAAUUGUCUUCCGUUUUACAA
This is a messenger RNA of Stegostoma tigrinum, 3059 nucleotides long. Its product is annotated as CD276 antigen-like. The record is from RefSeq and is a predicted model, not a curated record. Bases 71 to 943 code for a protein of 290 amino acids. Gene Ontology annotation, biological process: T cell costimulation; positive regulation of T cell proliferation; negative regulation of T cell proliferation. Lineage: Eukaryota; Metazoa; Chordata; Chondrichthyes; Orectolobiformes; Stegostomatidae. Gene Ontology annotation, cellular component: external side of plasma membrane. The transcript is spliced from 5 exons.